AUGAAUAGGUCCUCUCCCUCCUGUACGCCCUCUCCCUUCCCUACCCUCCCUUCCCCCCUCUCCCUCCCCCCCUCUCCCUUCCCCCCUCUCCCUCCCCCCCUCUCCCUUCCCCCCUCUCCCUUCCCCCAUCUCCCUUCUCCCCUCUCCCUUCCCCCCUCUCCCUUCCCCCCUCUCCCUUCUCCCCUCUCCCUUUCCCCCUCUCCCUUCCCCCCUCUCCCUUCCCCCCUCUCCCUUCCCCCCUCUCCCUUCUCCCCUCUCCCUUUCCCCCUCUCCCUUCUCCCCUCUCCCUUCCCCCCUCUCCCUCCCGCCCUCUCACUUCCCCCCUCUCCCUUCCCCCCUCUCCAUUCCCCACCCUCCCUUCCCCCCUCGCCCUUCCCCCAAAUCUCUUCCCCCCUCUCCCUUCCCUCCCCUCCACUUUCUUCCCCCUCUCCCUUCUCCCCCCCCUCUCCCCACUCCCUUCCCCCCACUCUCCUCCCCCCUCUCCCUUCCCCCACCCUCCUCUCCCUCCCCCCACCCUACUCUCCCUUCCCCCCGCUCCGUCCCCCCUCUCCCGCCCACGCGCCGCACCUCAAUCGCGCGGAACUCCUCCUCGCCAUUCUCUGUGAAGAUCUGCGCCACCGACGCCCCCCCUGCCGCCGCCUCCAGCAUUAUGUUAAGGAGAUGGUAACGAAGGAGGGAGCACGGGAGGGAGGAAGGGAGGGAGGAAGGGAGGGAGGAAGGGAGGGAGGAAGGGAGAGAGGGAGGGAAGAAGGGAGAGGGGGGGGGGAAUGGAGGGAUGCGGCACCUGUCGAAGAAGCAGUAGCCGAGAAGGCAAAGAAGAGGGGGACGAGGCAAAGAAGAGGGGGACGAGGCAAAGAAGAGGGGGACGAGGCAAAGAAGAGGGUGGAUGACGAGGCAAAGAAGAGGGUGGGUGACGAGGCAAAGAAGAGGGUGGGUGACGCAGUAGCUGGCGUGGCACGCACCGACGAGGAAGAUGCUGGUGCCCUUCAGAUCACCCACCACGCAGUGAGCCGCAUGUGCCAUGUGGCACGGACUGGCCUGGCCGACGCAGUAGAUGAUGAUUGGCCAUGGCAGAAUCGGGAUUGUGAUUUGCAGGCAGUUACCACGUGGAGAACGGGGCAGUGUCACGUGGAGAACGGGGCAGUGUCACGUGGAGAACGGGGCAGUGUCACGUGGAGAACGGGGCAGUGUCACGUGGAGAACGGGGCAGUGCCACGUGGAGAACGGGGCAGUGUCACGUGGAGAACGGGGCAGUGUCACGUGGAGAACGGGGCAGUGUCACGUGGAGAACGGGGCAGUGCCACGUGGAGAACGGGGCAGUGCCACGUGGAGAACGGGGCAGUGCCACGUGGAGAACGGGGCAGUGCCACGUGGAGAACGGGGCAGUGCCACGUGGAGAACGGGGCAGUGCCACGUGGAGAACGGGGCAGUGCCACGUGGAGAACGGGGCAGUGCCACGUGGAGAACGGGGCAGUGCCACGUGGAGAACGGGGCAGUGCCACGUGGAGAACGGGGCAGUGCCACGUGGAGAACGGGGCAGUGCCACGUGGAGAACGGGGCAGUGCCACGUGGAGAACGGGGCAGUGCCACGUGGAGAACGGGGCAGUGCCACGUGGAGAACGGGGCAGUGCCACGUGGAGAACGGGGCAGUGCCACGUGGAGAACGGGGCAGUGCCACGUGGAGAACGGGCAGUGCCAGCGUUACAAGUGCCAGCAGCAGUGCCAUGA
Closterium sp. Naga37s-1 is the source of this 1728-nucleotide messenger RNA. The record is from the annotation of a GenBank genome assembly. NCBI's taxonomy places the organism in Eukaryota, Viridiplantae, Streptophyta, Zygnematophyceae, Desmidiales, Closteriaceae.